UAAUUGGACAGCGAAGAAUAAAGUAGAGAGGCGACGAAUAGUUUUCUCAAACCGAAACCGCCAUGGCUACAGCUUCAAGGUUUCUCCGGAAACUACAGAGGUCUCUCAAGCUUCCUCCAACAACCCUUCUCCGUAGCAAUGGCACGAGGGUUUUAAGCUUUCCUCCUGUUCACAAAAGUAACGAGCCAUUUGGAUCUCGUAUCCGCCAUGAUUCUCCUGUUACUACCAGAAGCUUCUCUUCUCAAGGUCCUGCCCCUAUCGAUUAUAGUUCGGUGUUGCAGGAGGAUGAGUUUCACAAAUUAGCCAACUUCACUAUAAAUGACCUUCUUGAGAAGAUUGAGGAUUAUGGUGAUAAUGUCCAGAUUGAUGGUUUUGACAUAGACUACGGGAAUGAAGUUCUCACCCUUAAGCUUGGAUCUUUAGGCACAUAUGUAAUGAAUAAGCAGACCCCAAAUCGGCAGAUAUGGAUGUCUUCACCUGUCAGUGGUCCUUCUAGAUUUGACUGGGACCGUGAUGCUAAUGCGUGGAUUUAUCGACGAACAGAAGCAAAGUUGCAUAAACUGUUGGAAGAGGAGUUAGAGAGCCUAUGUGGCGAACCAAUUCAACUCUCAUAAGAAAAAGCCUUAACACAGUAUUUGUGAGUUUAUCUAGGAACUGCUCUGCCCUUUCAAGCUUAUGUCUAUGAAACAUCCAGAUGAAUAAACAAACUAGGCACAUGAAAAAGUUGUUUCAGUGUGAAACCUGAUUGAUGUUUUUUUUUAUUGUACUUUUGUUCAGUAAUGUUAUGUCUCAUAGUGGCACUGUUACACAAUGUGCACCAUUUCUUCGCUUUUAAAGCUCUCUUUGUUUAAUCAGAAUCUGAAGCUGUCUUUACGCGUUU
Molecule: messenger RNA, 880 nt
Organism: Raphanus sativus (radish)
Lineage: Eukaryota; Viridiplantae; Streptophyta; Magnoliopsida; Brassicales; Brassicaceae
Product: frataxin, mitochondrial
Exons: 5
Coding region: 63-614 (183 amino acids)
Biological process (GO): intracellular iron ion homeostasis; iron incorporation into metallo-sulfur cluster
Cellular component (GO): mitochondrion
Molecular function (GO): ferric iron binding; ferrous iron binding; ferroxidase activity
Source: RefSeq, a predicted model, not a curated record